Messenger RNA from Pararge aegeria (speckled wood butterfly), 1523 nucleotides. RefSeq lists its product as uncharacterized. Bases 11 to 1492 code for a protein of 493 amino acids. Lineage: Eukaryota; Metazoa; Arthropoda; Insecta; Lepidoptera; Nymphalidae. The transcript is spliced from 10 exons. The record is from RefSeq and is a predicted model, not a curated record.
UACUUUUAACAUGGAAGACGAAGAUGAUUGUAAGUGUAUAAAGAUAAUCGGACAUUUGGAUAACGUAACAUGGUCACAAGCUCAGCAUCGUUAUAAACCCAGUUGUGGCCCAUUAGCUAUAGCUGACUGGACUCAGAAUAGGCAUAUAUGGCUGCACUAUGUAGAGAGCAGCGACGGCCUGGUAAUUGAUGAUGACGUUCUAAGGUCAACUGAUUCUCGAUACUGGUCAAUACAUGACGUACAAAGGUAUUUUCUGGGGGAACUUCACUGUGAACAAGUUCUGUUCAGUUAUCAAUACCCCAACCUUCGUUUGCCAUCGUCUAUUGGCAGCUACCUCUGGAAAUUAAAUACCGCAUUGAAGUUACCAUCACCUCUUUAUUGGAAAGAAUUGCACAGAUCAUUAGAACUUACAUUAAAGAAAAUCGAAGUGAAGCAAAAGCAAAUGGAUCGCCUGAUAAUAUCGGAUCAGCUAAUUAGGAUCGAGCGUCUAGACUAUUUUAAACGGAAGUCCUUUUUAAAAAGUCUCAUGAGUAUAAUUAGUUUUCAGGAUAGAUUACAGCUGGUGUCGUUAGAAAACUUGUGUUGUACACGAUUGGAAGGCAUUCAAGUCCUUCAAACGCUUUCCUGCUUCGUAGCUAACACGUUGAAAUAUUUAUUCCUUUGGCGGUUCGUGUUGCCCAAUGAGAAUCCUAUCCUUAUCAACUACAGCUAUACCACUGGAAGUGGAAAGUACAUUGACCGGCCGGAUAGUCGCCAGUGUUUUGUACGGUGCCUGGCGGAGCUACGCAACCUGCGUGUCCUAGCCCUGGAGUAUGCACACAUCGCAGAUGGCAGCGGCUUUUGUCUUCUUUCAUUAUUACCAGUUAUAAGGAGACCUUAUUUUCGCUUACAGUUGAUCUGCCGGGAAGACCAGAUCCCUGGGCGGGCGAGACAUUCGCUUGGCGUUGGAGGCUUCGAAAUCCCCGACACGGCAUGGCGCCGCGUUUCCAUUGCCUGCCCCGAUCUCUAUCUUUUAAUGGUUUUCUAUCGUAUCCGGGACUACGACAACAUUCGGCGUUUCCUUACACCCAGCCUUCCGCUGCGCGAAACUCAUCUGCAACUUGGCAUCGAUUUGAAUGUCACACAGCGACAAGAUUCGGAUAUCAGCUGUUUUAUACGUUAUCUUGGCUAUCGAUAUGCUGACACACUCGUAACGUUGAGCAUCCACCAAUGGCGUUCAGUGGAAGUACCAAUGCGUCGCAUUUUUGAGCUGAUGCCACGACUUGUGCGGUUCCUGUACAUAGGCCUUGUCAACACUGCUGAUCUGCACGAUGCUCUCAUCAUGAUAUCUUGCGGAGUUUGUGAGAAGAUGAAGCAAAUUAACAUACAAAUUCAAGACGAAGAAUCUAAAAGAUCUUAUAUGGCGAAAGUAGCAGACAACCUAACUGAAAAAUUUAAAGAUAUAAUGGAACUGUUUGAUAUUUCUUUCUGUAUUAAUGUUUACAAAUCAUAAUUUUUUAAAAUAAAAUAUCUUUUUAGUUGUA